GCAGAUCAGUCGUACGCGAACCACAAAGAAAAUCGCGCGCACAAUGAACAGCCUAGCGCGUAAACUUAUAACGAGUGAAUUAAAAAAAAUAAAAUGGCAAAGGAAACUCUCUAUCAGUGCGUCUUUGAGGAAGGACGAGGAUUUCAUCAUAAAGUCUUUUCUGCCGGAAAAGAAAAUUCCUGAUAUAAAACUGCUGGAUAGGGUUUGGAUGGAAUCCGCGGGAUUUAAAAAGUUUGUUGCAUUGGAAUGUGCCGAGACCAAAAAAUCGUACACAUACGAGCAACUUCAACACAACACGGACAUCUUCGCGACAUCUCUGCUAAAGAAGUUCGGCUUGAAGCAAGGCGACAUCGUGGCUAUCAUGCUACCCAACUGCCCGGAGUUCGUGGUGACAGCUCUAGGGAUUAUACAGGCGGGGUGCUCGAUGACCACUAUCAACCCUAUUUAUAAAGAAUUAGAACUCACCCAUCAGUUGUCUUUAACCAGACCAAAACUAAUCGUAACGAAAUCAAAAUGCUACGAAACAAUAAAAAAAGCAAUGCAUAAUGCUAAUCUUGAUAUGAGAAUUGUAAUAAAAGAUGACACAGAAACAGCUAUACCAAAUGGUACAGUCAGAUUCACAGAAGUAGCAGAAAAUGGUGAAAUAGAUAAUGCCCUAUUAGAAAGAGUAGAAAAACGCAAGCCUGAUGAUAUAGCGGUCAUUCCAUUUUCAAGCGGGACAACUGGUAUGCCGAAAGGAGUGGAGAUCACUCACAGGAACGCCAUUGCGGCUAUCGAAAUUAUGUCCGAGGAAAGAAAUUGCUAUCCUAUACUUGCGACUGAUUCGUUCCAAGAUGUAGUGCCAUGUAUUUUGCCAUUCUUCCACAUCUAUGGGCUAGUGAUUAAUCUACUUGGACAUCUGUCAAAAGGAUGCAAACUUAUAACCAUGCCUACGUUCUCAACUGGAUUGUUCUUAGAUAUUCUAAAGAAUAAAAAAGCCAGCCUUCUCUAUAUAGUACCUCCUAUUGCUGUCUUACUAGGUAAGCAUCCAGACGUGACUAACGAUCAUUUGAAACAUGUAAGACGAAUCACAAGCGGCGCCGCUCCAUUGUCCGCCACUGAUGUUCAAUUGGUGAUGGAAAAAAGUAACGGUAACAUAGCAUUCGGCCAGGGAUACGGAGCGACGGAGACGACAUCAUUGACUACAGCAACGCUGAUCGGUAGUGCUCCGGACUUCGCUGCCAGCGGGGUAAUAAUGUCCAACAUAGAACUGAAGUUCGUUGAUCCCUUGACUGGGAACCCUGUGCCGUGUGGAGAACAAGGAGAACUGUACGUCCGAGGACCCGUAGUCAUGAAGGGUUACCACAAGAACGAAAAAGCGACAGCAGACAGUUUGACAGAGGAUGGCUUUUACAAAACCGGCGACUUGGGCUACUACGACAAGGAUGCUGGGCUAUAUGUCACGGACAGAAUCAAGGAGCUUAUUAAGGUUAAAGGUCUCCAAGUAAUGCCAGCAGAAUUAGAAGGCAUUCUUCGAUCUCAUCCAGCCGUCGCCGACGCAGCGGUCAUUGGCAUUCCACACGAAUAUCAUGGAGAAGCACCCAGGGCCUUUGUUAUACCUAAAAACGGAUUCAAACUCUCAGAAGAAGAACUACAAAGCUUCGUAGCGGAGAAGGUGGCGCCGUACAAGAAGAUAGAAGAAGUAGUGUUUGUAAAUGAUAUACCAAAGACGAAUACGGGGAAGAUUUUGAGAAGGGAGUUGAAGAAAAUGUACGCGUGAGGCGUGGAGGUGAGAUUUUAUUAGUGAGAUAACAUAGGUGCUAGGCUUUUAGCUAAAAUUGUAAUAGUUAUUCAAAUAUAAAAGGUCGAAGCACGUCAUAUAAUAGAUUUAAGACACUGCCAAGAACCCGCUAGGUGUGUUAAUUUUUUAUUGGAGAUGGGGUGCUUGGCACUGAAAGUGUGUUUUUCACAUUGUCCGAUCCGAUAUCGGGUGUCGGAUACGACUACAAAAAGAAGCAAAAGUAAAACCUUUGAGGGGUGAAUAUAUGUAGGUCAUACCCAUAACCCCAAAAUAUCAGCAGCCGAAAAAAAUAUCAGCUGUUAGAAAGCACUGACCGAAAUGUAUCAGACGGCAGCAUUUUUUUUCGCGAUUUUUGGGUUGGCUUCAUAGUAAAAGUUGUUAAGUAUGACAUAUGUAUUCACCCCUCAGUUUGGUUAGUGGUAAAGCACCCUGUAUAAAAAUUGAUACCAUAGGGUAUUUACUAGCAGCGGUUUUUCUCGGAAAGUCCUCCGACAUUUGAUAUCGGAUCGGACGAUGUGAAAACGCUCUAACGAUUUUGUUCGCCAUGCGUUCGUGUAGUUAUUAUUGGGGUUUUGUGGGCCUUUGAGUGCCACGUCGACCAAGCAGUGAUCUAUUGUGACGGCCCGUUAAAAUUCAUUACUAAUGCCCGUUGAAUCCAGGAAAUUCCAGAUCCUUUGGGCCGUAAUGUUCUGUACCUCAUAGGGUAGCAAUACGUGCCUCCUAAGUAGGUAUUUCUUACCGAGAAAUGAGAAUGUGCAUUGUAGUCUCCUCUGACUCCUGGCAGAACCUGCCUGUCGCAUCUUUUUUCUUUCGUGUAGUUACCUAAUUGGUGUAUUCAUAAUUAUAAUUCUUGUUUAGGGUCUUUAUCCACUUAACCCAGUGUACCCUUGAAUUUUGUGGCGCUCGUGGGCACGUUCAGGGUUAAUGAAGUUAGGCAUCUACUAGCAUUAAGUUAUUUAAACUUUUUGUUAAAAUUAUAACCGUAAAAUGCCUACUUUGCUCCAAAAUUUGCUACAAUAAUCCAAAUUUCAAAUAAUUUUAUUCUGGUAUAUCAGGGGGCUAAAAAGGGGGAUGAAAAUUUGUAUGGGGUGAAAUUUUAUUUUUAUCUAGGAACUUGAAACUUCGUAAAUGUAAAAUACAAGAAAAUUAAUAUUUUCGAAAAUUCAUCUCCUAAGAGAACUAAAAAGGGUUUGAAAGUUUAUAUUGGAGUUGCACGCGUACAAAGGCUACGGAGACUGCUUACCAUCGGGCGGGCCGUAUGCUUGUUUGCCACCGACGUAGUAUAAAAAAAUAUAUUGGAAUCGAAUUAAUGGGUAUAAAGUUUGCUCUCAAAUUUAGGUCACUACUUUAUCAGCGGGUAGGUAUAUACGGUCACGUCUGAAAAUAUCGAUACGGACAAAGUGCCAAAAUUAUGUAUACACUACCCUAGUAUAUGGGCCAUAAGGUCAUGUAUACAUAUUUUUGGCACUUCGAUCGGGUCGAUGUUUUCAGACGUGACUGUGCAAAAGAUAUACCUUAAUUUAUGUAAAAAACAUGAUUAAAAUGAACUCAUUCAAUGGGUGACUGUAAAUAUAUUAUAUGUAUAUUAUAAGCUGGGAAUUCAAUUUGAAAUUACAUUUUAAAAUAUCGUCUGUGAUCUAAUGCCUGCUUUUGUUUGAGUUUUAUACCGAAGUUAUUUUAUGAAGUUUGGUGUUGUAUAUUAAAUUUUAUUAAACGUUUUAGAAAAUUAUUA
Cydia pomonella (codling moth) is the source of this 3512-nucleotide messenger RNA. RefSeq lists its product as uncharacterized. The record is from RefSeq and is a predicted model, not a curated record. Gene Ontology annotation, cellular component: mitochondrion. The transcript has 8 exons. Gene Ontology annotation, molecular function: long-chain fatty acid-CoA ligase activity. NCBI's taxonomy places the organism in Eukaryota, Metazoa, Arthropoda, Insecta, Lepidoptera, Tortricidae. Gene Ontology annotation, biological process: fatty-acyl-CoA biosynthetic process; long-chain fatty acid metabolic process. The coding region runs from base 44 to 1759 and encodes 571 amino acids.